Molecule: messenger RNA, 2560 nt
Organism: Epinephelus fuscoguttatus (brown-marbled grouper)
Lineage: Eukaryota; Metazoa; Chordata; Actinopteri; Perciformes; Serranidae
Gene: nadkb
Product: NAD kinase b
Exons: 12
Coding region: 184-1689 (501 amino acids)
Biological process (GO): NADP+ biosynthetic process; NAD+ metabolic process
Molecular function (GO): NAD+ kinase activity
Source: RefSeq, a predicted model, not a curated record
CGGAAACAUCAUUCCCCCCUCUCUCCGGUCAUGCCCACCGUGUUGUAAUAUUUCAGCCUUUGGAGUUUGACCGCGCUGUCUGUCUAUAAAGACACAUUUUUGUAGCGUCUAAACACACUCGGUCCUUGAUGAAGUAGUAGCGAUAUGAGUAUGUUUGCUUCUCUGUGACACACGCCUUGCAGAAUGGAGAACUCAGAGACCAGUCCAUCACCAGGGUCCCUGGCAGUGCCGGACAGAGGCAUGGCUCGACCCUCAGCGCCCCUCAGUCAGCUGUCCGAGUCAGCCAGGCCCUCGAAGCACCGGGAGCACCCGUCCAAGUCACCAAGGAGACGGAGGAAGGGGACGAGGUCGCAGCGACGGGGGGAUGGUCAUGAACAGCUGCUCUGGGAGGUCGAGCGGCGGAGGUUGCCAGGCCAACAUGAGCACUUGGAGCUCUCUGGGUCGGCGAGCGACACAGCAGAAAGCUCUCCUAAGAGGAGAGCACACUUUCUACAUGGACCGUAUCCUGCCACUCACUUCGGACCCAAAGCCUGUAUUCUUCCCAACCCAACUUCAGUCAUGCACAUCCAGGAUCCAGCCAGCCAGCGGCUCACCUGGAAUAAACCACCUGUCAACGUGCUCGUCAUCAGGAAGAUUAGAGAUGAGAGCCUCGUCGAGCCUUUCAAAGAGCUCUGCAGGUUUCUAGUGGAGGAGAAACAGAUGAUGGUGUACGUGGAGCGCAGGGUCGCAGAUGAUGCUACACUGUCAAAGGACGAGACAUUCGGCUCCAUCCGCAAUCAGCUCUGCACCUUCAGGGAGGGUUAUGAUGAUAUCUCUGACUGCAUAGACCUGAUCAUCUGUCUGGGUGGAGAUGGGACUCUGCUCUAUGCCUCCUCUCUCUUCCAGGGAAGCGUCCCUCCAGUCAUGGCGUUUCACCUCGGCUCUCUUGGUUUCCUGACGCCCUUCAAAUUUGAGUCAUACAAGACUGAAGUGGCCAAAGUGUUUGAAGGCAAUGCAGCCAUCACUCUGCGCAGUCGUCUAAAGGUGAAGGUGGUGAAGGACAUGCUUCAGAGAACAGGCCAGCAACCGUACAGCCGAGAGCCUCAGCAGCAGCAGCAGCCGCAGCCGCCGCAGCAACAGGAACACAACGGACUCCUUCCUCACGGACACACCAACAGCGAGGCUGGCAAGGUCACCCUGCAGCUACAGGUACUGAAUGAGGUUGUGGUGGACCGAGGCCCUUCCUCCUACCUGUCCAACGUGGACUUGUACCUCGAUGGGCGGCUCAUCACCUCAGUGCAGGGAGAUGGUGUGAUUGUAUCCACACCUACAGGCAGCACAGCAUACGCAGCCGCAGCAGGAGCCUCCAUGAUCCACCCCAACGUACCCGCCAUCAUGGUCACCCCCAUCUGUCCACACUCACUCUCCUUCAGGCCUAUCGUCGUCCCUGCUGGCGUGGAGCUCAUGAUCACUUUGUCCCCUGAUGCCAGGAACACAGCCUGGGUGUCGUUUGAUGGCAGGAAGAGGCAGGAGAUCCAGCAUGGGGACUGCAUCAAGAUCACUACGUCUUGUUACCCAGUGCCCUCUAUCUGCUGCCACGACCUGGUGUACGACUGGUUUGAAAGCCUGGCUCAAUGUUUGCACUGGAACGUACGCAAGAGGCAGGCGCGACUGGCGGAUGUCUCAGACUCAUCGGACACAGAGAACUGAAUUGGAGGGUGCUCUUUUUGAUCUACGUUAAAGUGGAUGCUCUCCACAGCAGCUGAGCGAGUGACGGUGACAGGGAUCAGUUUUUCUGAGACCCUGCAAACAUUUUCAUUACAGAAACAGAACUAUGAAAGUGAGAGCACGUGUCUGUGCAGCCAGAUUAGUGUUACAUCAGUCCAAUGAAUAGCAUGUUUAAUGAGCAUACUGUGUUUACAGUAUUUAAUUCAUUUGAGAAAGCAUCUCACGACAUUCCAGUUAAAAAGCAAUCUGUAAUUCUAUCUGUAGUUGAUUGGGAGAAAGCAUGUUUCUCACCUAGGAAAAAACAACUGCAGUUACUGAAAUGAUCGCAGUUUAUUAAUAUUAUGAAUUAAUAAUCUGUUGUUUAGGAGAUGGCGUACUUAAUCAUCAAUAUGAUGAUACAGUGUGUAAGCUUUAGACGUUACUGGCACAAACUUUGUGGAUUAUAGGUAGAGAAACACUGAUACAGUAAGAAACAAUGACCUUAAAUGUAAAUUUGUACAUAUAGGAUUCUGUGAUAAAUGUAUUUAAUGUCAUAUUUAUGUGAUAUUUAUAUAGAAAAAACUUUGAAUUUCUAUUUCUGAGUCAGCCAAAGACUACUGUGUGUGAUUGUUCUGUACAAACAUAUUGUACGAUCCAAAGCCUACUUUGUGUACAUCUUAACAUUCGCUGUAGAGGAGUUUUUUCAUCUAUUUUUGUUUUGUCAAUUGCUUUCUCAACUUUUCUGGCCAAGUUAAAUUCUACACGUCAGAUUGCAUGUUGUAGAACAUAACAUGGUAGGUCUUGUUGUUUUCAUGAUCACUGAAGUCAACGUGAAAGGAAGUAGUGCUAAAAUAAAGUUUCAACACUCACUGAC